AUGUCUUUAGAAGUGACGAAAAAGGGGACUCAAAAGCCAACGCCACCGACGGCUGAUCGUAACGGGAACGGCGUGGCGGCCCUGCAGUGCAUGUCGACGAAUAACCGGUUACGGCUGAACCCUAACACGGAACACAAGCCGGAGAGCUACGAGGGUUUGCAGUUGGAGUUCAGUCCGCUUCUGUUCAGCUCGCUCGAACGUUACUUGCCUCCUCCGAUGCUCUCACACUCUCGCGACUCCAAGCUCCAUUACAUGCGCGACAUUAUCCUUCGUUACUCUCCUGAAGGCGAACGUACUCGCGCUCAAAUGCAGCGAGAAUACAGGCAAAAGAUUAUAUCACACUAUCAGCCGCUGCAUAAGGAAUUGUAUACCAUGAAUGCUUCCAACUUCCUUGCUCCAUCAUUUGUCAAAGCAAUUAAUGAGAAUAGAGAGGAAAGUUUUAGAAGAAUCAUGACUGAACCUUCCCAAGGAGUUUUUACAUUUGAAAUGCUUCAGCCCCAUUUCUGUGAAUUGUUGUUAUCUGAGGUAGAGAACUUCGAAAAAUGGGUCCAUGAGACAAAAUUCAGAAUCAUGCGACCAAACACAAUGAACAAAUUUGGUGCUGUUUUAGAUGACUUUGGUCUGGAGACCAUGCUUGACAAGUUGAUGGAGGACUUCAUCCGACCUAUAUCCAAAGUUUUCUUCUCUGAUGUUGGUGGAUCAACGCUGGACUCUCAUCAUGGUUUUGUCGUUGAAUAUGGAAUUGAUAGGGACAUUGAGCUUGGUUUUCAUGUUGAUGAUUCAGAAGUCACCUUAAAUGUUUGCCUGGGUAAACAGUUUACUGGUGGGGACUUAUUCUUUCGAGGUGUUCGUUGUGAUAAUCACGUCAAUACGGAAACCCAGGAAGAUGAAGUUUUGGAUUAUUCUCAUGUUCCAGGACGUGCAGUUCUUCAUCGAGGGCGCCAUAGGCAUGGUGCAAGAGCCACAACAACUGGUCAUCGGGUCAACUUACUUCUGUGGUGCAGGAGUUCGGUUUUCCGGGAGCUGAGGAAAUAUCAGAAAGAUUUGUUAAGCUGGUGCGGAGAGUGCCACCGUGAGAAAAAAGAAAGGCAGAGAAUUUCAAUUGCAACUACAAAACAGGAAUUACUGAAGGAGGAAGGGAAAGCAGCGACUUGAAUCUAGUUGUGAAAUUGUAAAAACAGAUAGAUGGGGGAGUGUUGGCAUUUUUAAGCAAACUUCAUUGUUGCCGAAUUGGGUGGAAUAUUAUGGUAAAAG
Molecule: messenger RNA, 1254 nt
Organism: Hibiscus syriacus
Lineage: Eukaryota; Viridiplantae; Streptophyta; Magnoliopsida; Malvales; Malvaceae
Product: 2-oxoglutarate and iron-dependent oxygenase domain-containing protein CP2-like
Exons: 9
Coding region: 1-1155 (384 amino acids)
Molecular function (GO): L-ascorbic acid binding; oxidoreductase activity, acting on paired donors, with incorporation or reduction of molecular oxygen; iron ion binding
Source: RefSeq, a predicted model, not a curated record